AUGGAAGCAGGCGGCAAGCUGCACGGGUUCACGGUGUUGCGGACGAAGCACGUGGCGGAGCUGGAGCUGACGGCGGUGCAGCUGCAGCACGACAAGACGGGGGCAGAGCACCUGCACAUUGCACGGGAGGACAGCAACAACGUGUUCUCGAUCGGGUUCAGGACGAACCCGCCAGACGACACGGGCGUGCCGCACAUCCUGGAGCACACGACACUCUGCGGCAGCGAACAAUAUCCGAUCCGCGACCCAUUCUUCAAGAUGCUGCCGCGGACGUUGUCCAAUUUUAUGAAUGCCUUUACGGCGUCGGACCACACGUUCUACCCGUUUGCCACGACCAACGCGCAAGACUACCGCAACCUGAUGUCGGUCUACAUGGACGCAACGCUGCAUCCGCUGCUGAAGGAGACAGACUUUGCGCAGGAAGGCUGGCGGAUCGGGCCCGAGGACGGCGUGGACGGCGCGGCCGGAAAGCUGGUGUUCAAGGGGGUGGUGUACAACGAGAUGAAAGGCCAGAUGUCGGACGCAGGUUACUUGUUCUACAUCCGGUUCCAGGACCACAUCUUCCCGGCGAUCCACAAUUCGGGCGGCGACCCGGCCAAGAUCACGGACCUGACGCACGCGCAGCUGCGGGCCUUUCACGCGGCACACUACCACCCGAGCAACGCGAAGCUGUUCACGUACGGCGACAUGCCGCUGGCCGAGCACCUCCAGGCGCUCGACGCACGGCUGCAGGUGUUUGGACAGGUGUCACGUGACACCGAAAUACGGCGGCCGAUCGACCUGCGAGCAGCGGGCAACAGCUCGCGCACGGUGGUAGUCACGGGGCCGACAGACCCGCUGGCAGACGCGAACCGGCAGUUCAAGACGUCGGUGUCGUGGACGCUGGGCGAGACGGGGGACGUGGUCGAGUCGUUUGCGCUGUCGCUGGUGGCGGCGCUGCUGACCGACGGCUACGGCUCGCCGCUGUACCGGGGGCUGAUCGAGUCAGGCCUGGGCACGGACUGGAGCGCCAACACGGGCUACGACGGGUCGGGAGCCGUCGGCAUCUUUUCAGUCGGGCUGACGGGCGUGCAAGAAGCGGACGUGGCGCGCGUGGGCGAGACGGUCGACACAGUCUUGCAGGCGGUACGGGCGCGCGGAUUUGAGCGGGCCAAGAUCGACGGGUACCUGCACCAGCUGGAGCUCGGGCUCAAGCACAAGACGGCCAACUUUGGGGUGUCGCUGCUGCAGCGGCUCAAGCCGCAGUGGUUUGCGGGCGUGGACCCGUUUGCGUCGCUGGCGUGGAACGACACGAUCGCCGCCUUUGAGGCGCGGCUGGCCGAGGGUGGCUAUCUCGAGGGCCUGAUGGACCGCUAUCUUCUGGGCCAGAACCGGCUGACGUUUACGAUGGCACCGUCGGCUGCGUACGGCGACGAGCUGGCGCGCGAGGAGGAGGCGCGGCUGGCAGUGAAGAUCGGGGCGGUCGAGAGCGAGCAGGCAACGGCAGCGGCUGCCCGGGAGCAGCUCGUAGCCCGCGAGGCCGUCUUGCUGGCCGAGCAGACACGAGCCAGCACCGAAGAUCUGAGCUGUCUGCCGACAGUGCACGUGACCGACAUUCCGCGACAAAAGAGUGCGACCAGCGGCGUUGUCGUGCGGGACAGUCGCCAGGCCCAAGCCGACGUGCAGUGGUGUGAGGCGCCGACCAACGGGCUGACGUACCUGCGAGCGAUCAACGAGCUGCGCGGCCUGCCGGACGAGCUGCGGCCGUUGGUGCCGCUGUUUGCCGACGCCGUCAUGCGGCUGGGCACGCCGGCCCUGGCGACCGAGCAGCUCGAGGACGCCAUCAAGCUGACGACCGGCGGCCUCUCGGUCGGCUACCACGCGGCCGCGCUGCCCGGUGACGUCCAGACAGCCCGCGAAGGGCUCGUGCUGGGCGGCACCGCCCUCGACCGCAACGUGCCGGCCAUGCUGGCUCUGUUGCGCGCCCUCGUGCUCGAGACCGACUUUGACAGCGCCGCCGCCGAGCAGCAGGUACGCCAGCUGCUGCAGGCCGCCGCCGACGGCGUCGUCAACGACAUCGCCUCGUCCGGCCACGCGUUUGCGCGCCGUCGCGCCGAGGCUGGCCUCACACCCGCGGCCCGUCUGCGCGAGCAGGUCAGCGGCCUCGAACAGGUCCGUCUCGUCGGCGCCCUCGCUGCUCGCCCUGACCGCCCUGGCCAGCUCGCCGACGUGCUCGCCCGCCUCAAGGCCAUCCAGCAGAUUGCCCUGCGGUCGGGCGGCCCGGCUGGCGGACAUCUACGCGUUGCGGUCACGUGCGGCGCCGAAAGCGCACGGACCAACGAGACCGCCUUGGGCGACUUUUUGUCGACUUUGCCGACAGCCCCUGAUUCGGCCUCGUCGCUCUCGGCUGCCUCUUCUCCUUCCACACCCUCCUCCUCCUUCUUUCCCCUCCCCUAUCAGGUCUCGUAUGGGGCGCUCGUGCUGCCGACCGUCGCCUACACGGCCACCGAGGGCGCUGCCCUGCAGGUGCUGGCGCAGCUGCUGACGCACAAGCACCUGCACCACGAGAUCCGCGAGAAGGGCGGUGCCUACGGCGGCGGCGCGUAUGCGCAGCCGCUCGAGGGCGUCUUCGGGUUCUACUCGUACCGCGACCCGAACCCGGCCGGCAGCCUGGCGACGAUGCGCAACGCUGGACGAUGGGCGGCCGAGCGGACGUGGACAUCACGUGACCUCGAGGAAGCCAAGCUGUCCGUCUUCCAAUCCGUCGACGCGCCCCGAUCGGUCAACGAAGAGGGCAUGGGCCGGUUUCUGUACGGCAUCACCGACACCAUGCGUCAGGCCCGCCGUGAACAGCUGCUCGACGUCGGCCCCGACGACGUGCGUGCCGCCGCCCAGCGCUUCCUCGUCGACGAGCUCGCCCACGGCGCCGACCGCACCGCCUUCCUCGGACCGCCGCAGGACUGGGCCUCGGCCGAGACCGGCUGGGCCGUCGAGGAGAUGCAGGCCGUGCAGGCCGUGCAGGCAGGGGAGGCCUAG
This is a messenger RNA of Grosmannia clavigera kw1407, 3015 nucleotides long. RefSeq names its product pitrilysin family metalloprotease. The record is from RefSeq and is a predicted model, not a curated record. Gene Ontology annotation, molecular function: metal ion binding. The transcript has a single exon. Gene Ontology annotation, biological process: protein processing. NCBI's taxonomy places the organism in Eukaryota, Fungi, Ascomycota, Sordariomycetes, Ophiostomatales, Ophiostomataceae. Gene Ontology annotation, cellular component: mitochondrial matrix. Bases 1 to 3015 code for a protein of 1004 amino acids.